Molecule: messenger RNA, 813 nt
Organism: Gloeophyllum trabeum ATCC 11539
Lineage: Eukaryota; Fungi; Basidiomycota; Agaricomycetes; Gloeophyllales; Gloeophyllaceae
Exons: 1
Source: RefSeq, a predicted model, not a curated record
AUGUCGAACAAUCUGAUCGCCGUUGUCCCCGUCCUCGACGGCUCGAACUGGUCGCUCUGGUCCCAGCAGAUGAAGGCGUACCUCAUGUCCCAAGGCCUUUGGGGACACUGUGACGGUACAAUUAUUAUGCCUGACCCUGUCGUAACCACCUACAAGGACGGCAGCACCAGUGAAGAUACCUCUGCACGAGACGCCUGGAGACUGAAUGAUACCAAGACCAUUGGUACAAUUCGUCUUCGAUGCUCCCCUGCCGUUGCCACCCUUAUUCAAGACAAGACAACGGCUAUAGAAACCUGGAAGGAGCUCAAUUUCACGUAUGGUAUCUCAUCUCUUGCCUCCAUCUAUAACGAACUGCGUGGGGCGUUAACUACCAGGAUCCCAGCCGACCAACAUCCCGCUCCCGCCUUUGCCAAGAUCACCAAGCAUUUUAACGCUUUGGCUUCUGAGAGCCAGACCCUCCCUAACUGUCUCCAGGGAUUGAUCUGUCUCAAUGCGCUCCCUCCUCGGUAUGACUCCCUCGUUCAAGUCUUAGUCCAGGGAUCGACAUCGACUAUGGACAUUGACAAAGUCCGGGAGGCUGUCGUCACUGCCUGGGAGCAAUCCCAGAACAAGAAGACAACACAGCUAGGUGCGCACAAGAUCUCGGCGGUGAAGCGUAAGCCGGGCGAUCCCUCCUUUUCUUCGCAGCAGCAGCAGCGCCCUCAGGGCAGCAGCAGCAAUGCGCGAGAUGGGAAGAGGCGCCCUUAUCGCGGCAAGCGCGCAGGCAAGAAGCGUCAAGGGCAAAACCACGAUCACCACCAUGCCCACAACGUC